This is a messenger RNA of Bolinopsis microptera, 1529 nucleotides long. Its product is annotated as charged multivesicular body protein 1b-like. The transcript has a single exon. The record is from RefSeq and is a predicted model, not a curated record. The coding region runs from base 13 to 624 and encodes 203 amino acids. NCBI's taxonomy places the organism in Eukaryota, Metazoa, Ctenophora, Tentaculata, Lobata, Bolinopsidae. Gene Ontology annotation, biological process: protein transport; late endosome to vacuole transport; endosome transport via multivesicular body sorting pathway. Gene Ontology annotation, cellular component: ESCRT III complex; multivesicular body.
AAUACUCUCAGGAUGUCUACAAAACAACUGGAGAAACAGCAAUUCAACUUGAAAUUUGCAGCCAAACAAUUGGAAAGAAAUGCAAAUAAGUGUAAGAAAGAGGAAGGAGCUGAAAAGAACAAACUGAAAAGAGCAAUAGAGAAAGGCAAUGUUGAAGGUGCCCGGAUUCAUGCUGAAAAUGCUAUACGACAGAAGAAUCAAUAUGCUAAUUAUUUGAGGAUGGCAUCUCGUGUUGAUGGUGUGUGUUCUAGAGUUCAAGCUGCAAUAAGUAUGAAACAAGUCACCAGUAACAUGGGCAGUGUUGUGAAAGGUCUUGAUGCUGCCAUGAAAUCAAUGAACCUUGAGAAGAUGCAGCAACUUAUGGAUAAAUUUGAAAAGCAGUUUGAAGACAUGGAUGUACAAAGCCAAGCAAUGGAGCAGAGCAUGAGCAAUACUGUUACACUGUCAGUUCCAGAAGAUUCUGUUGAUUCUCUGAUGCAGGAGGUGGCUGAUGAGCAUGGAUUAGAGGUUGGUGUAGAACUUCGUGGUCAAUCUGUUCCCAGCUCCUCUAUUGGAACUACUUCACAUGCUAAUGCUGAACAGGAUGAAUUGUCUCAACGUCUUGCAAGACUUCGCCAACAGUAACUUUCCACAGUUCUUACGAUUCCCGGAUAUUAUAAUACUUUAGAUGAGCAAUAUAGCAUAUAGCUAUUGUAACAUGGAAACAACACUUGAAUUGGCAGUGAAGGAUAUAUUGUUUUAUUCAGGAAAGAACCACCUGAUUAAAAAUCCUACUGAAUUUGGUAUUCACAACUGACAACUUAACUGGUGACUGAUAACAUACUAAUGUUUUGCUCCUGGAAUAUUUUAUCUACAUAAAUCGGUUGAUUGUCUUCUGAUUGACAGAUAAUGGCAAGUUAUCAAGUUAUAUUAUCUAAUAGAUCACGAAUCUUAUUUUCUUGUUACAGCAUGCUAUUUUUCAGUAAAUAUUUUAUUAGUGUAAAACAUUGAUAUUGGUUCCUUUUAAACCAUGAAUCACAAAUAUUAGAUUGGUCUUUGUUGACGAUGUCAUAAAAUGGGAACACAAAUAUGAGUCUUGAUAUACAAAGUUAGGCCACUUUACUUUCUUGAGAAUGAUUUGUCCUAAACUGCUUUUAAAACUCAAUGUUAAAACAAAACGUAAUGGUUGAAAUUGACGACAUUUUAUGGGUUAUAGUUUGUUAAUUGUGGCAUCUAGCGGAAGUGUUCACACAUUACCAUAUCAGUAACAAACAAAACAUUAUCCAUGAUGUUUAAAAGUGAAAAUGGAGGGUGAAGGUCGAAGAGGUUCAUAAAUACUUAAGAUGUGGUAGGUAAUUUGUGAAGACUUCCAGUAGAAUGCUUAGUAUUGGGCUAACUGUCACAUGGCCAGUUGAAUAUUUUUCAUACUGAAGCUGAAGUUAAGUUAACGAUGCUUCGUAGGCCUAUUACUAUCCACAGUUAUCUUCUUCGAACUGAUUACGGUAUAACAUGUAUUAUAGAAUUGAUUUUGUAAAUUUUAAAAUUGUAGU